This is a messenger RNA of Fomitiporia mediterranea MF3/22, 546 nucleotides long. RefSeq names its product ICMT-domain-containing protein. Gene Ontology annotation, biological process: C-terminal protein methylation. The transcript has a single exon. Gene Ontology annotation, cellular component: membrane. The record is from RefSeq and is a predicted model, not a curated record. Gene Ontology annotation, molecular function: protein C-terminal S-isoprenylcysteine carboxyl O-methyltransferase activity. Lineage: Eukaryota; Fungi; Basidiomycota; Agaricomycetes; Hymenochaetales; Hymenochaetaceae. Bases 1 to 546 code for a protein of 181 amino acids.
AUGGACGUCAUAUUUGAAUCUUGUGUCAUUCUUGCCGCUCGAUAUCCGACACUGAUACCAUCGUUUGUAACAUCCCUGCUCAUUCCUGAGGAUGGAAACGAUCUUGCAACGCGCAUCUCUGUAACGACUUAUGCCCUCAUCGCGUGGAUUAUAGCGGCAUCGGGCUGCUUCCUACGCUAUUACUCUAUUAAAAUGCUUGGACGCUUCUUCACCUACCGCCUUGCACUUCGAAACGAUCAUGCUCUAAUUAGUUCCGGUCCAUAUUCGUACGUUCGUCACCCUGGAUACACAGGUGCAAUCAUCGCUGCGAUCGGGACAGGCAUGUUUCUUCUUGGUCCUGGGUCUUACGCUUACGAGUGUUUCGCGUUGCGAACCGUACCAGGCGCAAUCUGUGCAGCAAUAUGGGUAGGAUGGAAAGCCUUCGCGGCCGUCAACCUUAUACGCCGUACGGCUUAUGAGGAUGAGUUUCUCAGAGGCCAGUUCGGAAAGCAGUGGGACGACUGGGCUCGGAAAGUCGGUUAUAGACUUUUCCCCGGCAUUUAUUAG